Messenger RNA from Cuscuta europaea, 1961 nucleotides. The record is from the annotation of a GenBank genome assembly. Lineage: Eukaryota; Viridiplantae; Streptophyta; Magnoliopsida; Solanales; Convolvulaceae.
CGGGUAUGUCUUUUAUUAUCAUUUUAUAUUUUUCAGUCACUCAUUCAGCUGUUUGGCCAAACACGUCUACUUUAUUCAGUUAAUAUUUUAGAUUCAUCACUUCAUAAUACACUUUCAGGCAACAGUUUCUAAUUCAGACAAUCGUCCUCAAUUCAGACAUUAAUAUUCAGUUCAAGCUCGUUGGGGCAUAAAAGAGACCAAAUUAAAGUUACGCAAUUACUACAGUACAAAAUAUACGUAGCCGAUGUUUUUGACCAAAUUUAUUUUGACCGAGCUCAAAAUAAACGUAUAUUAUGAGACAACUUAUCUUCGUGAAAGAAACACGUGUACAAACAUCUCAGUAGGCGAUGAUUCCACAGAGUAUGCUUCCACAAGGAUCACGUGGAUGGAGUUUAUCUUUGACAAAAUAACAAAUCUUCCUGCUGUGCGAUGGGUUCGGCUUGUGCUCCGUGGGUAGAUGAUUAAAAAUGUUAAUUUCCACCUACUCAUCAGUACCCCAAAGCUGCUAUCUUUUGUAUUUUUUGGUAUUCUCAAAUCAAAUUCACCAUAUUGAUUUCGUAUCAGCCGCUGCAAGAAUUCAAGAAAUCCGGCACAAGUUGUGAGAAGUAACAAUGGCUGGAAGCAUAAGAAGAAUUACAGGGUUGGGUUUACUGUCAGCAGAAGAAAAACUUUGUGUGGGUAGUAGAAAGUGUAGGAGAGGAUUUGCUUCUUUGAUUGUUGAGGAGAAUGCGAAGUCAUCGUCUUCUGUCAAUCUCUUCUCUGCAAUAAAUCAGGCUCUUCACAUUGCCUUAGAGACUGAUCCGCGUGCUUAUAUAUUUGGAGAAGAUGUGGGGUUUGGUGGUGUCUUUCGUUGCACUACUGGACUUGCUGACCGGUUUGGUAAACACAGAGUUUUUAAUACUCCUCUCUGUGAACAGGGCAUUGUUGGAUUUGCAAUUGGUUUGGCGGCAAUGGACAACCGAGCGAUAGCAGAAAUUCAGUUUGCGGAUUACAUUUUUCCUGCUUUUGACCAGAUUGUGAAUGAAGCUGCAAAGUUUAGAUAUAGAAGUGGUAACCAAUUUAACUGCGGAGGAUUAACCAUUAGGGCACCCUAUGGAGCUGUUGGACAUGGUGGGCAUUACCACUCCCAAUCCCCGGAAGCCUUCUUUUGUCAUGUUCCUGGUAUUAAGGUUGUUAUCCCACGGAGCCCACUCCAAGCUAAAGGGUUAUUGUUGUCAAGCAUUCGUGAUCCUAAUCCGGUUAUCUUUUUUGAACCAAAGUGGCUUUACCGCUUGUCUGUGGAAGAGGUUCCGGAAGGCGAUUACAUGUUACCUCUUUCUGAGGCAGAGGUUAUUAGAGAAGGUAGUGAUAUAACACUUGUUGGCUGGGGUGCUCAGCUUUCCAUCAUGGAAGAGGCCGCCAUCAAUGCUGAAAAGGAAGGGAUCUCUUGUGAAUUGAUAGACCUCAAAACUUUAAUUCCUUGGGAUAAGGAAACGGUGGAGGCCUCUGUCAAAAAGACCGGAAAGCUUCUGGUCAGCCAUGAAGCUCCUAUAACAGGAGGAUUCGGCGCUGAAAUAUCUGCUUCUAUACUUGAACGUUGCUUUUUAAGAUUAGAAGCUCCCGUUGCCAGAGUUUGUGGGCUGGACACUCCUUUUCCCCUUGUUUUCGAACCUUUUUAUAUGCCGACAAAGAAUAAGAUACUGGAUGCAAUCAAAGCCACUGUAAAUUACUAGUGCGGAUGAUUAUUUUGGUCAAUGGAUGAAGACGACAUAUUAUCUUUUUUUUACAUUACCUGAUUCGGCGGUGUCUCUGCCCAUCAGGGAAAAAUUUAUUUUUAUUUUAUAAAUAAAUAAAUGCUACAUUAUUUGUUUAACCCCUUCAUGAUGGAAGGGAGAUAUUUUAUAAAAGGGAUAAUUCCCCUCAAAUGAAACUUUAAUUGCAAGAAUAGGACUAUCUUUCUAAUCAUACCCUUGCUUUGUUUU